Cylindrotheca closterium is the source of this 1173-nucleotide messenger RNA. The record is from the annotation of a GenBank genome assembly. NCBI's taxonomy places the organism in Eukaryota, Bacillariophyta, Bacillariophyceae, Bacillariales, Bacillariaceae.
AUGAACGAAAGCAAAACCCUCAGCUUGGCAAUUAAGAAAAUCAUUCCAUACUGCAAUGAAAACUCGGAUCACGCUUUGCUUCGGAAGAUUGGAUUUGCAUUGAAGUCUGAAAAAGAUGAACUCAAGGGCGCCAGUUUGGAAGGAUCCACAAAUUAUUCCUUUAAAAUAUAUCUGGAGAGUGAUCCUAGUGUGGCCUUGUUUGCAAAAGUUGCAUUCUCUUACGCUCUUUGGAAUCCCAAUCGAGAGGUCAAGUUCGGAGUUGAAAGAGAAACCAUGGAGUUCAACAUGAUGAGAAGGUUCGCGGAGUCAAUUGGAGAAUCGGCGCCAGUCGCAAAACCUUAUUUGUGUAUUGAUAUUGAUACAAGCACCCGCAUGCUUGUGUGUGAAUUCAUAGAGUCUCGUCUACUUGCAAACCAGUUUGUUGAAGGCACAGUUGACAGGCGGGUGCUUCCGAAGAUUGCAUCAUUUGUUGCGGAGUUGAAUCUACAGAGUAUGAAUGACCCGAGCUUGAACGAAGGAAUAAAGGAUUCAUAUAGAUCACUUUAUCCCACAUCAAAAGAGGCAUUUGGGGCAAUGGUGAAUUCAAAAGAGGAAAACGAUGAUGAUCACUUCUUGGCGUAUGCAAAGAAAGUCGGUACAUCGCGAUUCUCCGAUAUUAUCGACGCAAUGGGGAGAGAAUACGAGAAGAGCGAGUGCCUAUUGCAUGGAGAUAUGCACUCAUUGAAUAUCUUGGUGGAGCCAUUUACAGAAAAUGGAUUUGGGGAGAAAGGGAGCUUCGUCCUCUGCGACUGGGAAAUGGCGCACGCUGGUGUGAAGGGAAGGGAUGCUGGUAGCUUUUAUGCGUGGCCUAUUCUAUCCGCUUUCUUCUUGAUUGGUCGAGGCCGACGCAAAGAAGCUGAUGAUGUCCUGGAUUGUAUACUCCAGUUUUGGAAUGAAUAUGAAAGAACGCUCGUCAAGGUUGGGGGGGCACAGAAAGGCGCAAUGCCGUUUCACCUCGUUUCGGAGUUUGCCAGGGAGAAGAUAUGGGCCUCAGUAGGGCUGACUGGCUUGAGAUGCUUAGAGUAUGCUUUCAUGAAGGAGGAGCCCCAUUCUACAAUAGAGGAACUUCAAUCAUGGUUCGGAAGUCUUGUGUCAGAUCAGGUGGAACUUCUCUGUAAGGUGAUCAAGGACUAG